CUGUUUGACUUAGUUUUUCUGAUCUUUGCUGUGGAGGGAUGGCAUGGUGCUUCUGACUAUAGUGCCAUGUUGCCCAGAAGUCUCGUGUUAUUCAUUUCUUGAUGAAAGAGAUGAUUGAAGCAGAGAAAACAAAGUGUAGGUGGGGGUUUGUGUGAGCCAGAUUGGAGGAGGCAAUGGCAGUGGGUCAUUUAGAACCAUGCUGACUACUCUGGGUUUUUUGAAGCCCAGUGGACAGCAACUGUCUGGAAUUAAGCAGUUUCUGUGCUGCAAAUUGAUUUUGGAAAUGACAACCAUGUUUAAAUGAUGUCAGGCAGGAGAGGACUUGUUAUGAACAAGUUUAGGAAGACUGUGAGGAGGCCUAGACAUGGAGAUUGGUUGUGUUUCAGGAAGAUAGUCCAGUGGUAUACUGUAGAUGUAGGUGGUUCAAAGGGUAUCCAUUUAGAAUGUUCAGUCUUUGAGUUACAGGUUAUAGAUCAGUAAAUGCUUUUCAUACUUGAAUGUCAGAGUAGAUAUCUGAUGAUGUUGUUAAAGUACAAAUUUUGAUUUAGAAAUUCUGGGGUAAGACUUGAGAUUCUACAUAGUGAACCAAUUCCUAGUUUACGGUGGAAAUAAUAAGAAAUAAGAAUAUGGAUGAAAAUUAGAGCGUGCUCUUAGAGAAAAUAACAAAAGAAAACCCAAAAAACCAAACCCGUUGCUGGCAAGUCAAUUCCAACUCAUAGGUAACACUAUAGGACAGAGUAGAACUGCCCCAUAGGGUUUCCAAGGAGCAGCUAGUGGAUUUGAACUGCAAACUUUUAAUUAGCAGUCGAGCUCUUAAUCACUACACCACAAAAAAAAGGAUAAUGCUUAAAGAGGAGACAUUGGUGUAAAAAUCGUGUAAGAGAGAGAAAGUUUAAACUGAGACCAAGAAAUGAAAGAAUAGGAGUCAGCUUGGAGGGGAAGCAGGGUAGCAUGUUGGAAAGAAAUGGGAACAAAGGAGGCAAAUGUCUCCUUAGAGAAAACUUAAAAAUUUUCUGAUUUAUUUGUUGAUUGAUUUAUUACAAGGUUGAAAGACAAAGUGUUCAGGAAUCCUCCCAGAUUUCUCAAAAGCUUAGGGACUGGUGGUGUCAUGGUUUGAGAAUGAGGGGGGAAAAAAUACUCAAGGCAGAAAAAAAAUGAUGAAUAAAUUCCUCCCAUAUGCGAUCUUGUUGCCAGAAAGAGAACCCAUGGAGCUGUAUGAAGAAUGCAGGUGUGUGCUCUGGAGGCUGGAGCCUGUUCUGCCUGCAGUGAAAAUGCCCUCAGGGGAGAGCAUUGCCCUGAGCCUCGGAGGAAGUCGAAAACCUGUCACUCCCAGCUUACUCAACACUGUUUCCUCCCAUCCUUCUAUUUCAGGUUUUAAGUGUGGUACAGGGAGAACUAGUCUAGUCCAGGCAGCUGGGGACCUAGAGCGACCAUGUUGCACAUCCGUAAAUCACAAGUCCAGUUUCAACUACCCUGAUUAGAGUAUGGACCAAACAUUAUUCAUCGGCUUCCAAUCUGCCCGGGGCUCUGCUUCCACUCCCAUCCCUCUUAAUGAAGUGGGUUGUUCGGCUUAGAGACGACGUUCUCUCAAGAAUUCCAAAAGGUGGAGCAAGGAAAUGGACUCAGUGGUCAUUGAGGAUGUGGCCGUGAUUUUUAGCCAGGAAGAGUGGGCUUUGCUGGAUCUUACUCAGAGGAAGCUCUACAGAGAUGUGAUGCUGGAAACCUUCAGAAACCUGGCCUCUGUAGUCUCUCGAAACCUUGAUGGAGAAAGGUUAUCCAGUGAACAUAUAAUGGUGCAAUUCAUGAAGAGUAACACUUGGUCCUACGUGUUAGGAAAAAUCUCCAAAUCGUAUGGCAGUAAAAAUCAGCACAAAAACCAGAAGAAACAUCUGAGCACGUUGCCUAUUUUUAACAGAAGUCAUACAGUACAGAACUUCUGUGAAAGUAAUAAAGGCAGGCAGCCUGGGAAAACCUUCAGCCAGAUUCCAGAUCAAACUGUGCUAAAGAGAAAUCCUCCAGAAGGAAAUCCCUUUGAAUGCUGUGAGUGUGGAAAAGCCUUCAUGGAUCACUCGUCACAUAACCGUCAUGCUAGAUCUCACAGUGGAUGCAAUACCUGUCAAUCUAAGGAAUGUGGAGAAUCCUGCAGUUGUCCUCACCUAACCAUUCCUAUAAGAGCACUUACUGGAAAGAAACUCCAUAAAUGUAAGGUAUGUGGGAAGGGUUUAAUUUGUAUCUCAACCCUUAAGAAUCCUGUGACAACAUUCACUGGUGAGAAACGAUAUGAAUGUAGCAAAUGUGGGAAAGGUUUCUGUAGUUUAUUAUCCUUUUGGACGCAUGUGAGAGGUCAUAGGCAUGAAUGUAAAGAAUGUUGUAAAGCUAUUAGUCAUCCUUCAUCCCUCAUUUCACAUAAAAAAAUUUGUAAUAGAGAUAAGCUUUAUGAAUGUAAGGAAUGUGGGAAAGCAUUUAGUCAGGCUUCAUCCCUCACUCAACAUGUAAGAAUUCACAGUGGAGAAAGGCCUUAUGAAUGUAUAGAAUGUGGGAAAGCCUUUAGUCAGUCAGCACACCUCACUCAACAUAUAAGAACUCACAAUGGACAGAGGCCUUUUGAAUGUAAGGAAUGUGGGAAAACCUUUAUUCAGGCCUCAUCCCUCACUCAACAUAUAAGAACUCACAAUGGGCAGAGGCCUUACGAAUGUAAGGAAUGUGGGAAAGCCUUUAGUCGGGCCUCAUUCCUUAGUAUACAUAUAAGGACUCACAUUGGAGUGAGGCCUUAUAAAUGUAAGCAAUGUGAGAAAGCCUUUAGGCAAUCUUCACACCUCACUAAACAUAUGAGAACUCAUAGUGGAGAAAGGCCUUAUGAAUGUAAGCAAUGUGGUAAAAUGUUUAGUUGUUCUUAUUAUCUCUCUGAACACAUAAGAACUCACAGUGGAGAGAAACCUUACAAAUGUAAGCAAUGUGGGAAAGCCUUUAGACGGUCAUCACACCUCACUACACAUAUAAAAAUUCACAGUGAAGAGAGGCCUUAUGAAUGUAAGGAAUGUGGGAAAGCCUAUAGGCAAGUCUCACACCUCAUUAAACAUACAAGAACAACUCAUAGUGGAGAGAGGCCUUAUGAAUGUAAGGAAUGUGGGAAAGCGUUCAGUGAUUCCUCAAACCUCCCUAGACAUGUAAGAACUCACAGUGUUGAGAGACCUUACGAAUGUAAGGAAUGUGGGAAAACCUUUACUCAUUCCUCGUAUCUCUCUGAACAUAUAAGAACUCACAGUGGAGAGAGACCUUUUGAAUGUAAGGAAUGUGGGAAAGCCUUUAGUUAUUCUUCACACCUCACUAAACAUAUGACAACUCACAGUGGAGAAAGACCUUAUGAAUGUAAGGAAUGUGGGAAAACUUUUACUCAUUCCUCCUAUCUCUCUGAUCACAUAAGAACUCACAGUGGAGAGAGGCCUUUUGAGUGUAAGGAAUGUGGGAAAGCCUUUAGUUACUCCUCACACCUUGCUAGACAUAUAACAACUCACAGUGGAGAAAGACCUUAUGAAUGUAAGGAAUGUGGGAAAGCCUUUUGUCAUUCCUCCCACCUCACUAGACAUAUAAAAAGUCACAGUGGAGAAAGACCUUACGAAUGUAAGGAAUGUGGGAAAACCUUUAGUCAUUCCUCCUAUCUCUCUGGACACAUAAGAACUCACAGUGGAAAGAGUAGUCAAAAGUGGGGUGUUUCAUCCUUACUGCUGUAAUUUCAAACAGCAAAUUGCUGAAAGUCUGUGAUUAAAGAACAAAGCUCAGUGAGUCAGACAGCAAUACGAACUCAAAGAAAGGGUUAUUAGAGCUACUUUGUGCCUUUGAGAGAAAUGACAGUUUCAUUGUAACUGCUGUGCUGUCCUCAUCAGUGUUUGUUACUUUCUUAGUCCAAGCUAAAUUUUAUCUUUCUUAAAGUAUUUAGUUAUUACAAAUAAGGCUGCAGGGAAUAGCCUUGAGCAAAUCUGGUUUUAUAUUUCUUAAUGUUUUAUUGAUGUUAUUUUGCAUACAAUAAAAUACACUGAUCUUGUAUUUGGUUUAAGAGUGUUUUGUUUCCCUGUUUACUCCAUUUCCUUUCAUUCUUUCCUAUUGGAAAGUCAACUGUUUUACCGUUUAUAAUUAGUAAGUUUCUCAUAGGCUUGUACUUUGAGACUGAAAAUACUCUUUUUCUCAUGGUACUUUGGCCUACUAAUUUUAGUACUCAUUGAUAAUUGUUAUCUAUGAUUAUUAUUACUGUGUUUUUUACCAAAUGGUAUUUUCUGUUUCAAUCAUUUCUUCUGUGUUUAUUAAUUGGAAUUCUGCAAGGAAUAGCUUUUCCUUCUCUUCCUUUUAUUUAUUAAAUUGUCUAUACGAGUAAAUGUUAAUCCAUAUUACUUUCUUUUCUUAGCUAAAAUUGUGAAAGAUUUCAUUAUUAGGUGUGCCCUUAGGUAAGUUCCAGACCCCUGGUGGUACAGUGAUUAAACAUUCAACUAUUAACAAAAAGUCAGUAGUUCAAA
Trichechus manatus latirostris (Florida manatee) is the source of this 4508-nucleotide messenger RNA. RefSeq names its product zinc finger protein 883-like. Gene Ontology annotation, biological process: regulation of transcription by RNA polymerase II. Lineage: Eukaryota; Metazoa; Chordata; Mammalia; Sirenia; Trichechidae. The transcript is spliced from 4 exons. Gene Ontology annotation, molecular function: RNA polymerase II cis-regulatory region sequence-specific DNA binding; DNA-binding transcription factor activity, RNA polymerase II-specific. The coding region runs from base 1617 to 3731 and encodes 704 amino acids. The record is from RefSeq and is a predicted model, not a curated record. Gene Ontology annotation, cellular component: nucleus.